This is a messenger RNA of Penicillium salamii, 930 nucleotides long. NCBI's taxonomy places the organism in Eukaryota, Fungi, Ascomycota, Eurotiomycetes, Eurotiales, Aspergillaceae. The record is from the annotation of a GenBank genome assembly.
AUGACUUUCACUGUCGGAAUCGCCGGUAUCACUGGCAAGUUCGCCAAGCGCCUUGUAUCUCACCUGCUCAAGGGCGAAGAUAUCGCCAUUCGGGGAUACUGCCGCGAUCCCAGCAAGGUCCCAGAGGAAAUCUCCUCUUCCUCACAAGUGACUCUAAUCAAGGGCGAUGCCUUCGACAAGGACUCCAUCCGCACUUUCGCCAACUCCUGCGAUGUUAUCGUGUGCUGCUACCUUGGCGAUGACAAGCUCAUGGUUGAUGGACAAAAAGCUCUGAUUGAUGCCUGUGAUGAAUGUCAUGUUCAGCGCUACAUUGCAAGUGACUGGGCCCUGGAUUACACCAAGCUCAAGCUUGGCGAGUUGUUCCCCAAGGAUCCUAUGAUUCAUGUCAAAGCCUACCUUGAGGACAAAAAGGUUCAGGGUGUGCACAUCCUCAUUGGUGGGUUUAUGGAGCCUAUCUUGAGUCCUUUCUUCAAUAUCUAUGAUCCCCAAACCAACACUCUUCGCUACUGGGGUAACGGUGAUGAGAUCAUGGAGGGGACCACAUAUGAUAAUGCUGCCGAGUUCACCGCUGCUAUUGCAGUAGACUCCAGUGCAACUGGAAUCAAGAAAUUCCUUGGUGUUCGCGCGACAAUCCGCGAGAUUGCUCAGUCGUUCGAGAACGUUUACGGUGUCCGGCCUAGCCUUGAGAGCCGUGGAAGCCUUGACGACUUGUACAAGCUGAUGCACCAAAUGCGCAAUGACAAUCCCGCAAACAUCUAUGGAUACAUGUCCCUGUUCUUCUAUUACUACUGGAUUAAUGGUCAGACCUUCGUCGGUACCGAUCUGGACAACGAAAACUACCCUACAGUGAAGCCCGUUAGCUGGGAAGGGUUCAUGACCCAAUAUCCUUUGCAGGCACUUCCUACAGCUUUCUUCGCCCUGAGUGGAUAA